AGCCUCGAGAGAUCGAUUCUCGCUUUCGAAAGCGCGAUCCGUGCGUUCGCCGAUUUCAGGUAAUCUCCACGCGAAUUUGGUCGGACCGGUGGCCGUUUCGGGCGGUGGUGGUAGACGAGCGCAAGCAGAACGCGCCACAGCGAACGCAGAAAAGAGAAUUAAAAUUCGAGGAUGAACUAUCGAGACAUCGCGUAAGUCGCACGCUUGCGCAUCCGAUAUCGCACGGCGGCGUGCCGUGGAAAUUUUAUCAAUACCGUGGCGGCCAUCUAGUCUUGCUGGCAGUCGUUCGCGAAAAGUUACGCGCCGAACGCCGAACGAUCGACCGGAGGUGCCGCCGAGCGAGCCGAUUGACAAAUCGACGAGGAUUGCCGGAACAGAAAGAGCCCGAGGCGAUCGACUACGAGCAGCAUGGCUACGGAGGGCGGUUUAGCACCGGAUGCAGCUGCAGGUGCAGGCGCCGGCACCGAUGGCAUCGUCGGUGGUCCCAGGACGCCCCAGCAGAUCGCCUCGCAGAAGCGGUUGCAGGCGACGCAAGCGCAAGUCGAUGAGGUCGUCGACAUCAUGAAGACGAACGUCGAGAAGGUCCUGGAGCGCGAUCAGAAGCUCUCCGAGCUCGAUGAUCGAGCAGAUGCACUCCAACAGGGAGCGUCACAAUUUGAACAGCAAGCAGGAAAAUUAAAGAGAAAGUUCUGGCUACAGAAUCUAAAGAUGAUGAUCAUCAUGGGUGUCAUUGCACUUAUCGUACUGGCCAUCAUUGUCGCGAACUUCAUGUAGGCGCGCUGAUUGGUGGAAGAGAUUUGUGUGUGAGUGAGUCUGAAGCGAGCGUCACCGGCGGCAGCAAUACGCAAAAUUGAGUGCAAGAAUAAGAGCUAAAGUAAAAUAACGCAACAGCAACUACAACAACAAUAAAAAAGAAGGUAAAAGGAGAGGCGAAAGAAAAGGGAGAAGAAGAGAAAGAAGAAAUGGCAGCUGAAGAGAAUGGUUCAUGAAGAUGUGGAGUUAUUUUUCAGAGGAAGGAUACAGAAAGGGUGAUCUUGCGAGAUAGAAAUUGUGAUGAGCCGUUGAUGAGUUCUGCCGGAGUUCUCCGCGACGUAACGUCGGAUCGAUCGCGUGCGGGAAUCGAUCGAUCGAUCGUCGGCCUUGAGAUUCAUCGAAGAAGCGAAGAACGAAUGAUCGGAAGCGGAGAACAUUGAUCCGAGCGGGAAUAAUGAAGAGAGUCGUCGCGACGACUACGGAACUUUCCUUAUUACCCUUUGUAGCAUUUUUUUCUUUCUUUUUAGAUCGAGCGGAGGAAGUCGAUAGAUCGGCUGAAUCGAUUCGAUCUCCAUAUCUUGCAGCAUGGACGAAGAUCGCGCACGAUAGUUUACAAUCGCGCGAGAUUCCACUAAUUUUUGCUUUGUCUCGUUUUAUUAUAUAUAGAUUAUUAGUUAUCGUCUCGUAAUUUUGUUGUUACCAGAAUCGUUUCGCAAUGAUGCAAGGAACGUUAGUUUCCUUCCUGAAUUUUCGCAAAAUAAAUUUCUACGUAGCUGCUAAAGCUAGAAAGAUUUUGCCAGACAAGCGACAUUGAAACAUUGAAAUUAAUAUCAUUAAAGUUUCACGACUAAGCGGCCAGUUGAUCAAGCGAGUGAUACCAAUACCGCGCUUUCCUUCGUCCAUCUUCGUUAAUCAAGAUUGUCCGAGAGAAGUUAGAAGAAAUGAGAAAUAGAGAAAUAGAUGGCUAUUGUAUACAAAGGGGCGAAAAAGGGAGUGGGAAGAUUCGCGAAAAAGAGAGGGAAGAUUCAUUGUAGCAGCGACAUAUAAUACUUAAAUAUAUAGGAAAUAUAUAUAUAUAUAUAUAU
Molecule: messenger RNA, 1838 nt
Organism: Pogonomyrmex barbatus (red harvester ant)
Lineage: Eukaryota; Metazoa; Arthropoda; Insecta; Hymenoptera; Formicidae
Gene: nSyb
Product: neuronal Synaptobrevin
Biological process (GO): vesicle-mediated transport
Cellular component (GO): membrane
Source: RefSeq, a predicted model, not a curated record